Molecule: messenger RNA, 4021 nt
Organism: Oncorhynchus tshawytscha (Chinook salmon)
Lineage: Eukaryota; Metazoa; Chordata; Actinopteri; Salmoniformes; Salmonidae
Product: G-protein coupled receptor 4
Exons: 2
Coding region: 2002-3006 (334 amino acids)
Biological process (GO): G1/S transition of mitotic cell cycle; G protein-coupled receptor signaling pathway; negative regulation of G2/M transition of mitotic cell cycle
Cellular component (GO): membrane
Molecular function (GO): G protein-coupled receptor activity
Source: RefSeq, a predicted model, not a curated record
UAACCCAACCCUGAUCUGUACGUCUCCACAACUUUGUCCCUGACCUGUUUGGAGAGCUCCUUGGUCUUCAUGGUGCCGCUUGCUUGGUGGUGCCCCUUGCUUAGUGGUGUUGCAGACUCUGGGGCCUUUCAGAACCGGUACUGAGAUCAUGUAACAGAUCAUGAGACACUUAGAUUGCACACAGGUGGCCUUUAUUUAACUAAUUAUGUGACUUCUGAGGGAAAUUGGUUGCACCAGAUCUUAUUUAGGGGCUUCGUUGCAAAGGGGGUGAAUACCUAUGCACACACAGCUUUUCUGUGUUUGUUUUUUCACUUCACCAAUUUGGACUAUUUUGUGUAUGUCCAUUACAUGAAAUCCAAAUAAAAAUCUACUUCAAUUACAGGUUGUAAUGCAACAAAAUAGGAAAAAUGCACGGAACUGUCCUGGUUGGUGCAACGCCAUUAUUGAUGAUGACUUAUUAGGGAAGACUAGAGACUGCUCGUCAUCGGAAGUGCUAAAUCACAAGCCAUGGUGUUUCGAGUGGGUCCUAGACCUGUAGACAUACACUGCUAUGAUGGAGGCAAUGUGGACGUUUUCUGAAUUGUUUGUCAUGGACACCAUUAAACACCAAUGGGCAGUCGGGAGGGGGGAUGCUAUUGCUAUUUUAGAUACAGUAGAAAGACAACAAACGGCCCAUCUUUGGAGUCAAUGUUAAAGUGUGGGAGGAGGGCUAUGAUAUUGAUGACUGACUAUGAAUCUAGCGUGUCAACAAGUUGCAUGUCCAUGUGAAGUAGAUUUGUCUAGGAGAAAAGCAUAGUUAUGAAGGACUAUUAAUGUACACGUAUAACCAUGUCUUUAUGUAGUGUGAUCGAUGUAUGCCUGGCGAAUGUAAACCUAUCGAAGAUCCCGGCAUUUAUAUGUAACAUCAGUACAAACCUUGACAUACCAUUUUUCAUCUGUGUCAUUUUAUUCAGCGCGUUGCCUCUUGAACAAUGAGACGGAAGAUUAGGGGGGGGGCAUAUGGAAGACUUGGGAGAAUUACAGGGGUGAAUAAUGAUGGUUGUGCAUACCACUCGUAUCUAGAUCAAAUUGCGUCCCGGCACGUAUGUUUUUGUGACAUGCAUCAGUGGUGCUCAUCAGACAUUAUCUGCUCAGAGUUUCCAUCACACUGCAACACAUACAGUAUGUGGAUUGAAUGACCGAUUGAGAGAGAGAAAUACAGAGAGAGAGCGUCGACAAUGCUUAAUAAUCAACGUGUGUGGGGUGAGAUUUUCCUCGUAAGAUGUUUUCUCCCCUUCUGAUUGACAGGCCAAUAUCUGCCUACUUAAUACAUCUUCAUCACAUUUUGGGGGUCCUGCUUCCAAGGCCUUUUCACAGCCUGUCAAUCAGCUCUCCUAGAUCACGAGUGUCAAUGCCAUACUACAGAUGGGAGAGAACUGGGGCUUCAGAUAGACAUGGCUUCCAACCGCCUUCCAUUCAAUUCUCAUGGUUUAGAAGGGGGGUGGUGCGAAACUCAUUCCAUGCUGAGCCGAGUGUCUGUUGAUUCUUGUUAUUUUCUUUCAAUUUGUGUCCACUUUAGACCUAGACAACCAGGUAAGGGGAUUUCCUAACUAAUCCGUGACCUUAAUUGAUCAAUCAUGUACAAUAGAGGAGAGAACCGCAGACACUCGUCCCUCCAUGAAAUGAGUUUGACACCUGUGCCACUUGUCAGGAUACAAAGCCAGCAUUUUGCAUGAUUCUACAUGGGCAUAUUAUGAGAGCCUUGUGGCCAGCUGUGAAGGAAAGUACCUGCUAUAUAUAUAUAUAUGCCAUUUAGCAGAUGCUUAUUUCACAUUUGCAUAUGGUGGACCCAGCUGGAAUUGAAACCACGACUCUUGACGUUGCAAGCCCCCAUGCUCUACCGACUUAGCUGCACAGGACCAAACUGAAUGGUGAGAGUUCUUCACUAGCCUGCUGGGUCUGACAGAGGAACACUUGUUACUCCUACUGGUUGGAACUACUCCAGUUUGGACCUGAACAAAGAUGGAGAAACAGAUGGAUAAAACAAACUUGACUUGCGUGACAAUCUCUCAAAGCCCUAUCAGUGACUUCCUGAUGGGCAUCUACAUCCUGGCCUUUAUCCUGGGCUUGGCCUUUAACCUCUUGACCCUUGGCCCCAUCGUCCAGCAGGUCCGCAGCCAGAACGUCCUUGGGGUAUUCCUGCUCAACCUGUCCCUGUCUGACAUACUCUAUAUCCUCACCAUGCCUCUCUGGAUCAACUACUACCACCAGGACCACCACUGGAGCCUGGGCAGCCUGUCCUGCAGCGUGGCCGGCUUCUUCUACUACUCCAACAUGUACCUUAGCAUCUACCUGCUGUGCUGCAUCUCUGUGGACCGCUGCCUGGCCGUCACCUACCCCCUGAGGACCAAGGCCUUCCGCAGCAUACGCUACGCCUGGGUGCUGUGUCUGGUUGUGUGCGUGGCUGUCAUGUCCGCACACGGCCUGGUGCUGUUCAAGGACAACCUGCAGGACGCCCACGACGACACGCAGGACCGCUGCUACGAGACCUACCCCAUGCCAAAGCCCGUGGCCCUGUUCAACCUGCUGCGGGUGGGCAUCGGCUUCCUGCUGCCCCUGCUGGUGCUGGGGCUCUGCUACUGGAGAAUCCUGGGCCAGGUGAAGCAGAGCGAGGGGCUGGGGGAGCAGGUUAAGAGGAAGGUACGGCUGCUCUCCUUCGGGGUGAUGGGGAUCUUCUCUGUGUGCUUCGCCCCCUACCAUCUCCUCCUGCUGACCCGUUCCCUGGCCUACUACUAUAUGGGCAGAGAGAGGUACUGUGAGUUUGAGGAGAUCAUGCACUUCCCCUUCUCGUGCACGCUGGCCCUGUCCAGCCUGAACAGUGUGGUGGACCCAGUGCUGUAUGUGCUGAUCAGUAACGGGGUGAGGGAGGACAUGAGACUGUGCUGCUGUGGGAAUAGAAAGAGUCAAAGGGAGAGAGACAGUUCCGUCAUCGCAGUAACAUGGAAGACACAUACAAACAUGAAAUGAUUACAUAGUGUUUGUGUGCAGGGUUGGGUAGGUUACUUUCUAAAUGUAAUCAAUUACAGUUACUAGUUACCUGUCUAAAAUUGUAAUCAGUAACGUAACUUUUGAAUUACCCAAACUCCCUCUCUGUUACUUUUGGAUUACUUUCCCUUUAAGGGGCAUUAGAAGAAGAUGAAAAUUAUCCAUCAAACGCAUUUGGUGUGUCAUCAUAGUGAUCCCUGACUCGCUCAGGUGGAACAAACGGAUGCUUUUUCAAUACUGAAUUGAAUACCAUUGAGAAAACAACAUCCUUUCUGAAUUUAAAAGUAGUCUAAGAAGUAAUCUAGUUUUUCAAAAAUAUCUGUAAUCUGAUUACAAUAUUCUUGCUGGUAACGUAAUUGAAACAGUUAGUUUUUUUGUAAUCAGAUUACAUGUAACUGAGCGUGUCUGUUGUAUUUAUGCCCUUCAUCUACUGCAGUAAAUCCCUUCCGUGUACAUUGUAAAAAAAGGACAGCAGGUUUGGCUGUGGGACUUCAAUAACAUGUUCUUUCAUAUCAACCCACUUCCAUGGACAAUCAGUCAAUCAGGUUGUCCUUAAAAUGUUCAAAGAACAGGACUGCAGCCUUUGUGUAGUUUUUCUAAUAUCCUGCUUGGUGAUGAGGGUGGAUAUUCAUUCAUAUGCAUCAUGUUCUUUUUAAUUGGAGCUUUCUCUUAAUGCCUGUCCUCAUUGGUAUGGAAAAUCCUUUCAAAGGCUGUCUGUUCUGGCUUUAUGUUACAGGGUCGUUCCGCUUGAAGGGCCCUUGUAUCUCUUCAGGUCUGCCAGAGGUUUUUGUUGAUAUUUUGUUGGUUUACAAAUGAACCUUUUAUAUUCUAAUUUUCCUGCUUUGUGGACCGACAAAUGAGAACAUUGUUCAAUUUCGUAUUUAUCCUAAACAAAAUCUAUGUAGUAAACUGGUGUUGAAAUCCCAGAAAAUACAGUACGGGACAAUGAAGACAUGUUGAGAAUGUUCAUCCAAUAAACAAAAAAGGAAGCUACCCA